AUGGGGUUUGUCAAUGUCCACAAAGGGAAUUAUAGGAUCACUACUACAUUCUACCAAACCACAAAUGAAGCUGAUACCAUACAAGUAGUUGACGAGAUACGAAAUUACUAUGAUUGCAGAGUUUAUGGGAAGUUGACAAAGCUUCUGGCAUGGAUGCUUGCAAAUAGAUUGUUCGAAUUUAGUAGAUCCUUAACAUAUAGCCAAUUUCCAACCAAGUUUGUAUGGAAGGAUGAUAUUUCAAUGUGGAUGCUGAGGAAGCAAGGAUUUUCAGUUGGGAGACUAACGCAUGUUCCACGUGGGAACGAUGAAGACUACUAUCUGAGGUUGUUACUAAAUAUACAGAAGGGGUGCCUAAGUUUUCUUGAUUUGCACACUAUUGAUGGUGUUGUGUAUGACACAUUUAAGGAAGCCUGUUAUGAACUGCAAUUGCUGCAAGACGACAAAGAGUUCAUUGAUGCAUUACUAGAGGCAACCACAUGGGCGUCUGCAAACUAUCUUCGAGGCCUUUUUGUUGUGCUGUUAUUGUCAAAUAACAUUGGUAGACCAGCAAUUGUGUGGCAGCAAUGCUGUCAUGUGCUAUCUGAAGAUGUACUAUACUCACAAAGGAAAUGCAUGCAACGCAAAGAGAAGAAACUUCAAGCCAAUGGUCGCUCUCUCAAAGAGUAUGAUCAGAUGCCUCUACCAACUCUGGAUGUUAUCGAUGGAUUAGACGACAGAAUGUCGAUGGACGAGCUUAACUUUGACUUAUCAUCUCUAAAGGACGAGACCCUUUCAGCUGCAAUUCGUAGCGAAUGUCAUAUUGUGCUCAAUGUUACAUCAAGUGGCAUUGCCUCUCUACUCCUUCCAAAUGUGCGUACUGCACAUUUCAGGUUUAAGAUACCCUUGGAUAUAAAUGAGGACUCAAUAUGUUGCAUUAAACAAGGAAGUUCAUUGGCAAGGUUGGUCUUCAAGGCUAAACUGGUCAUCUGGGAUGAGGCACCAAUGUUGAACAAACUUUGUUAUGAAUCACUGGAUAAGUGCUUGCACGACAUACUUAGGUUCGAGUCUUACUACAAUGCAGAUUUGCCUUUCGCGGGGAAGGUUGUCGUCCUAGGCGGAGACUUUAGACAGAUACUACAUGUCAUUCCAAUAGGACCACGUCAAGAAAUUGUGCAUGCUUCAAUAAACUCUUCAUAUUUGUGGCGCUUCUGCCAGGUCCUUACACUAACGGAAAACAUGCGACUAACAAUGGGAACGAAUGUAUCUGAGGUAAGCAUGAUCAAAGAAUUUGCUAACUGGCUAUUGAAAAUUGGUGAUGGGUUGGUAGGGGACUCAACAGAAGGUGAAUCAGAGGUGGAGAUUCCAAAAGAAAUGUUAAUACAUGAUAGUGCAUAUGCAUUUUGUGAAUUGGUGAUAUUUGUCUAUCCAAAAUUGUUGAGCAACAUUAACCGCAUGGGAUACUUUAAGGAAAGAUAA
Molecule: messenger RNA, 1455 nt
Organism: Arachis duranensis
Lineage: Eukaryota; Viridiplantae; Streptophyta; Magnoliopsida; Fabales; Fabaceae
Exons: 4
Coding region: 1-1455 (484 amino acids)
Biological process (GO): telomere maintenance; DNA repair
Molecular function (GO): DNA helicase activity
Source: RefSeq, a predicted model, not a curated record